Aethina tumida (small hive beetle) is the source of this 1767-nucleotide messenger RNA. RefSeq lists its product as uncharacterized. The record is from RefSeq and is a predicted model, not a curated record. The coding region runs from base 55 to 1671 and encodes 538 amino acids. The transcript has a single exon. Gene Ontology annotation, cellular component: cytoplasm. Lineage: Eukaryota; Metazoa; Arthropoda; Insecta; Coleoptera; Nitidulidae. Gene Ontology annotation, molecular function: ubiquitin-protein transferase inhibitor activity.
GACUGGGUGUGCGAGUUACCUCGUCCCAAACCAUGGUCUUGAACUGGCCUGAAAAUGAAUCCGUCGCCAGAAGACUUCGCCGAACACAUACGAAGCGUUCUCGAUAAAGGUAACACUGCACAAGCUUUAUCCAUAUUCAUCGAUAUCCGUAAUGCUGACAAUUUGAAAGACAACUCAUGUCAGCUCAUAUCCUUACUUUUUGUCUACCUCACAUCCGAAUAUGCCUCCAACCACAAGGACAUAUUCAAAUGCUGCGAAAUGCUCCUGUGGAUACUCACCGAACAGUCUAGUCCACAGAGAGCAUUAAUCCAGAUCAAAGAUGAAAUUGCAAGAUCCAACGAUGACAUGACAUUUCAUGCAUUACUUAAACCGCUUUCUAAAAUUUUGUAUACUGUCCCACAAAGGAAUUUGGACCCGCUAAUAUGCAGCUUAAAUGCCAUCGAAGUAUUUUUGAAACGGGUACCCCCCACCAGAGUCAUCAAUUUGGCAGUCAACAGAAAAAUAUUGAUGGCCAGGGAUGAAAGGACGGUUAGAAUAAACGAAUUGUAUACAACCACAGCGGCAUUCUACGACAUCAUAAUUAGCGAGGCUAAAUUGAAUGCAACCGAACACAAGACCAAAAUUAUUCAAAAAUAUUUGAUAAAUUUAUUAGGUGGACCCAUCGCCCAUCUUGAUAUGGAUAAUAUCCAAGGUAUUACAAAUAAAUCGAGCAGUUUAGCCCAGUUCCUAGUCAGAAAAGCGUUGGAGCUUUUCUUGGAUCCGAUGCAUGUUUUGAAGAUUAACCUGAGACACACCAAUGACAUAUUCCGGCCCCAUUUUUUGGGAGUCGCUAUACUGUUUUAUUUACUUUUCGCCAUGCAAGUGCGAGUAGGAAGCUAUCCCAUGGUGUAUGCUCCGGAAUACAUACUAAAGAACACACUGUACUUGGUGACGGAAUUGUUGAAGACACAAAACCAGAUUUCUGCACAGAAAGGACUGGAUUUGGCCACAGCUCUCUUCAAACCAUUCACACGAAAGAGAAUCCCUUAUUCGCUAUUUGAUACCAAGGACCACGAUGACUUUAUCGAAGCUUUAUCCGAAUUGAUAGCGAAUAACAAAAUGGAACACAUCAAAAGAAGAGGCUUAGAAGUUCUCAAAGACCAUCUAUGGUUAUUCGAUAUACACGGUUUUUACAUUCUCGUAGAUUAUUACAUACACAACGAAACAAACAGCUAUCUUAUUGGAUACGUUGUAACCCAAUACAAGGACCUACUCUCGCAAGAAUUGAUCAGAGACACGAAAAUAUCUGUGUACUGCAAGGACCUCCAUUUACAUCGCGUGUUGAAGCAGCUCUGUCAACUUGCGAGAGGUCCGAAAACUGACCUCGCAAGAGUGACAGACCAGACCCUCUCCAGCUUAUAUCUCUUGAAAUUCCUAGCGGUGCACGACAAAACCAAUUGUACCAACAUCUGGGGAUAUCUACCGCAGUUAGAGGUCACCUAUUUGCUACCUCUAACCAAGGCACUCAAAUACUCGAGGUCAGUUUAUGAGGAAAAAGUCCGGGAAUGGGAAGGUGGAAUGGUGUGUUGCCGGGACCUGCAACACCUGGAUUCUUCCCUGAAUUGGUUCGACGUAAUGGAACGUGUUUCCACCAGUUUACUUGAGUUAAUCAAAGAUAGGAAGGAGCACUAAUGACUACGUCAUUCACCUGUUUUUUUGUGUAAUACGAAGAUUUAUAUUAUAUUACUCUUUACAUUUUUAAUAAACAAUAUAUUAAUUUAUUAUUUA